AGUAAGACUGCCUGGAAAAAAACAACAACCAAAUUAUAUAUAUGUAUAUUCAUAUAUAUUCCAUAGUAUGAAAAUGCUAUUUAUUUCAAUUAUUAAAUUUUGUGGUGACACCUUAAAAUUUUCAUCUGUGGCAAAGUGCCUUGUUCUCUUCAAUCUAGUCCUAUGGUUAAGUCUCAGCUCUUCCUGGCUGGGCAAGUUGAUUAACUUCUCAGAACCAGGAUUUUCUAUAUAAAAUGCCUGCGCCUAGUAGUUGUUAGGAUCAUACAGUGAAGAGAUGACCGCACAGACCUAGCACAGUCCUUGGCACACAAGUUUUUAAGUAUUACGACAUAAAUCUUAGCAAACUUUUCUUAAGGGGGGGGGUCUGGUGUCCAGCUUAGAGUGGGGUGUAAUGUCCCCACCCCUAUGAAUGUGACCUGACUCUGCCCUUGAGAACUGGCCUAGUGGCCUAGAACUUCCUGCUCCUUCUGGUCCUCAAAGAAAUGGGCCUUUAAUACUCUCAGGCCCCAGGCUGACCACCACCACCAACACCCUUGGACGGUGAUACCCUGAGCCACGCUCCGGUGCCUCUUGGCUCCCAGCACCUUAUAUCCCGGCUCCUCUGCCCCCCACUCCACCUCCCUCACGCGCCUUUCUGUACUCUACUCUUCCAGCGUAGGCCAUGGCUCCGGGUCCCUCUUGCUGCCAUGAGGCCUGUACUUUGCAGGGCUGAAGUCCAAAGUUCAGUCCCUUGGCUAAGCACACGGAUAAAUAUGAACCUUGGAGAAUUUCCCCAGCUCCAAUGUAAACAGAGCAGGCAGGGGCCCUGAUUCACUGGCCGCUGGGGCCAGGGUUGGGGGUUGGGGGUGCCCACAGGGCUUGGCUAGUGGGAUUUGGGGGGGCAGUGGGUGCACGGAGCCUGGUUCGUGACUGCCAGGCUGCCGGCAAGUAGACGGCCCACGCGGUGGGUGGGGGAGGCGGCCAGCUCGGUGGCCUGGGGCCGCGUGGCCUGGUGGCAGUGGAGCCAUGGUUUCCAAGCUGAGCCAGCUGCAGACGGAGCUCCUGGCUGCCCUGCUGGAGUCGGGCCUGAGCAAAGAGGCGCUGAUCCAGGCCUUGGGGGAGCCGGGGCCCUACCUGCUGGCUAGAGAUGGCCCCCUGGACAAGGGGGAGUCCUGCGGUGCAGGUCGAGGGGAGCUGGCGGAGCUGCCCAAUGGGCUGGGGGAGAUGCGUGGUUCGGAGGACGACACCGACGACGAUGGGGAAGACUUCGCACCACCCAUCCUGAAAGAGCUGGAGAAUCUGAGCCCGGAGGAGGCCGCCCACCAGAAAGCGGUGGUGGAGACCCUUCUGCAGGAGGACCCAUGGCGGGUGGCAAAGAUGGUCAAGUCCUACCUGCAGCAGCACAACAUCCCACAGAGAGAGGUGGUGGACACCACUGGUCUCAACCAGUCCCACCUGUCCCAGCACCUCAACAAGGGCACCCCUAUGAAGACACAGAAGCGGGCAGCUCUGUACACCUGGUACGUCCGCAAGCAGCGAGAGGUGGCUCAGCAAUUCACCCAUGCCGGGCAGGGUGGGCUAAUUGAAGAGCCCACAGGUGAUGAGCUGCCAACCAAAAAGGGGCGGAGGAACCGUUUCAAGUGGGGCCCAGCAUCCCAGCAGAUCCUGUUCCAGGCCUAUGAGAGGCAGAAGAAUCCCAGCAAGGAGGAGCGAGAGACCUUGGUGGAGGAGUGCAAUAGAGCAGAGUGCAUCCAGAGGGGUGUGUCACCGUCGCAGGCACAGGGGCUGGGAUCCAACCUUGUCACGGAGGUGCGCGUCUACAACUGGUUUGCCAACCGGCGCAAGGAAGAAGCCUUUCGGCACAAGUUGGCCAUGGACACAUACAGCGGGCCCCCACCAGGGCCAGGACCAGGACCUGCACUGCCUGCUCACAGCUCCCCUGGCCUGCCCCCCUCAGCCCUCUCCCCCAGUAAGGUCCAUGGUGUGCGCUACGGACAGCCUGCAACCAGUGAAGAGGCUGAGGUGCCCUCAAGUAGUGGUGGUCCCCUAGUGACAGUGUCUGCGCCCUUGCACCAAGUGUCCCCCACAGGCCUGGAGCCUAGCCACAGCCUGCUGAGCACCGAAGCCAAGUUGGUCUCAACCACUGGGGGUCCCCUGCCACCAGUCAGCACCUUGACAGCACUGCACAGUUUGGAGCAGACAUCUCCAGGCCUUAACCAGCAGCCCCAGAACCUCAUCAUGGCCUCACUGCCUGGAGUCAUGACCAUUGGGCCCGGGGAGCCUGCUUCCUUGGGCCCCACUUUCACCAACACAGGAACGUCUACUCUGGUCAUUGGUCUAGCCUCCACUCAGGCACAGAGUGUUCCAGUCAUUAACAGCAUGGGCAGCAGCUUGACCACCCUGCAGCCAGUCCAGUUCUCCCAGCCGCUGCACCCCUCCUACCAACAGCCUCUCAUGCCCCCUGUGCAGAGCCAUGUGGCCCAGAGCCCUUUCAUGGCCACCAUGGCCCAGCUGCAGAGCCCCCACGCCCUCUACAGCCACAAGCCAGAGGUGGCCCAGUACACGCACACGAGCCUGCUUCCACAGACCAUGCUAAUCACAGAUACCAACCUGAGCGCCCUGGCCAGUCUCACACCCACCAAGCAGGUCUUCACCUCAGACACUGAGGCUUCCAGUGAGUCUGGCCUUCAUGCACCAUCAUCUCCGGCCACUACCAUCCACAUCCCCAGCCAGGACCCAGCGGGCAUCCAGCACCUGCAACCUGCCCACCGGCUCGGCACUAGUCCCACUGUAUCCUCCAGCAGCCUGGUGUUGUACCAGAGCUCUGACUCCACCAAUGGUCACAGCCACCUGCUGCCAUCUAACCAUGGUGUCAUCGAGACUUUCAUCUCCACGCAGAUGGCCUCCUCCUCCCAGUAACCAUGGUGACUGCCUCUCAGGAGCUGGGCCCCCAAGAGCCUGCAUUGUCUUUGUAGAGGGCCACAGCCACCUGUGGCCUGGAGGACAUCUGAGCUUCUGCCAUGGGCUGCUGGCCUUCCUAGAAAGCUUCACUUUGGCCCCUACUGCUGCUCCUCCAGCAUCAGAGAGGCAUGGCUCCGAGAUGCACUAGCUUCAGGGCUGCACUGGUUUCACAAGAGGGGAAUAAGGGCUGGAAAGAGCCCAUCCUUGCUUCUUGGUAUAGAAAACUUGUUACCUGAAACUGAAUGAAGCAGCCUGUGACUUUGGUAACUCCAACUGGAGCCUGCAGGCCCCAAAUGGUUUGUGCUGAGCUCUGAGGCCCUAGAGCAUCAUGACUGCCUUAUGUCACCUGUGUACCUCUAGGCCACUCCCUCCUGCCUCAGCUCCUUCUAGCCAGCAAUUCACACGCACAAAUUUGUAGAUUUCCCAAGUGGCUGUUCUACAUCAAGGCCUGGGAGCUGAAAGGAAGACAUGCAUGGCUGUCCUUGGCUCACUGGUCCUGAGCCAUCCCUUCUCCCCAGUCUGUCUCACUUGUAGGGUCAUUUGCUCCCUUGAACCUGUAUUCCCAUGCCAGCCUGCUAUCUUGCCUCUAUUAGAAAGGCCACUUAAGGGCUAAGCUUGCUACUGAGGCUGCGUGACUCAUGCCAAGCCCAGGUCCUAAGGGCAUCAGCUCCUCUGGUUUCGGGGCCCUGAAGAUCGUUCUCUUGUCUGGAGUGGAGCAGGCGAGACUUGCUGAACUCAGAAGGCAGCAAAGCUUGAGCAGGGGUCUAGAGGAGGGUGAAGACCAGCAGAGAAGCCAUCUGAGUAGCCUGGAGGCUGGCAGCCACCGCAAGUCAGAGGUCCUAAGUGCCACUGGGAGGAACAAAGAGGCUGUGUACACCAUGAGCAUGUGUGUUCUCAUCUCCUUGGACCCACUGCAGAGUACCUGGCCCUCAGUUGGCUCCUCCAUCUGGGACAGAGGAAGGGAGAACCAGCGCCCAGGCAGCUUAUAGUCAGCUAUGGGCAAACCUGUACGUUUAUUUAACUUUUAGUAAAGUCAAUGAGAUGUGCGAA
Nannospalax galili (Upper Galilee mountains blind mole rat) is the source of this 3990-nucleotide messenger RNA. RefSeq names its product HNF1 homeobox A (gene Hnf1a). Gene Ontology annotation, biological process: insulin secretion; regulation of transcription by RNA polymerase II; pancreas development. The coding region runs from base 1006 to 2898 and encodes 630 amino acids. Gene Ontology annotation, molecular function: DNA-binding transcription factor activity, RNA polymerase II-specific; RNA polymerase II cis-regulatory region sequence-specific DNA binding. Gene Ontology annotation, cellular component: nucleus. The transcript is spliced from 10 exons. The record is from RefSeq and is a predicted model, not a curated record. Lineage: Eukaryota; Metazoa; Chordata; Mammalia; Rodentia; Spalacidae.